This is a messenger RNA of Spodoptera littoralis (African cotton leafworm), 5107 nucleotides long. The record is from the annotation of a GenBank genome assembly. NCBI's taxonomy places the organism in Eukaryota, Metazoa, Arthropoda, Insecta, Lepidoptera, Noctuidae.
UGCAUGAAGGUUCGAUAGGUACAAUAAAAAGCUUGUUCAAAAUAUUCGCAACAGAUGCCACUAGUUUUGGACAGAGAACAUUAACAUUUUGUGCUAAUAAUACAAUAUCGUAGUCCUACCUAUUACCACGUAUUACAGUCCUACGUGCGUAACUGAGUAGGUUGUUUUCAUGAUAUAUAUUAGUUUCAUAGUGUAUUUAUUUCAAUAAUUGCAAAGUUAUAGGUACCUACCUAUAGCUAUAAUAUAUCUUUUUCGUAAAAUACAGAACCUACCUAUAGAUAUGAUAUAUCUUUUUCGUAAAAUACAGUGCCUACCUGUCUAGGUAAACACUUACCCACCUCUUCAUUUACCAAUUUAGCAGUUCUAUAUACCUAGGCAUCAUAAAUUCUACUCGGAUGAAAAUUCAUUGUGAAUUGUCAGAAGCAUCAACCUUGAGAUGGUAGAUAUGGUAUCCACUUCUGUCAGUUCUGUACCUUUUGCGUGGUAUCUACCUGUUCCAUAAUUAUGUACUACUUAAAGACAAAAGUUAAAUGACAUUUAUUUGGACAAUUCAAAAUUGGAAAACAACAAACAAAAGACUUGAGAACAAAUGAGUUGGCGGAUGACAAAACGUCAAAAUUAGGUACCUAUGUAUUUUUAGAUGAACGAAAACAUCAAAGUAUUGACCUAGGAACUUUCAGAAAGCGAUUUUGUAGAUGUGAAUAAUUAUACGAGACACCUACUGAUCAACGCAACAGUGAAGGAGUGAGCAUAGAAGAAGUAAAACAUACAAAUAAAGAAUAGAAGUAAGUUCGCAUAGCAGGUUACAGUAAACGUGUACGUGUCAGAACAGGAAAACAACACAUCUUUGUCUCGCUUCGACUCGCGAGCCGUCGCAUCACAAAAUGGCGCCGACUGCCCAUCGACAUUCACCGUGCGGCUUCACGCACACAUCGAACAAUUUCGCAUUUGACGAUCUUCUUUGCUUCGAGAGAGUUUGCUCACGACGACGCUCAUUCUGUUUUACUGCUAGACUGCACUUUUCUGAAGACUAUUAGGUGCGGUGUCGGCUUUUGCAAAACAGGGAAAUGAUAAACAAUGCAAUUAAUUAUUGACUCUGAGCCUGGUCUAGCCAUAGAAAAAGAUAUGUCUGCGAUCGACGAUAUUGAGAAAGUUGGAAAUGGCAAUAUUGAGCAACUUAAUGAAAAUAACUGCAACGGAAACAAAGAAAAUAUUGGAGAUGUUAACAUAAUUACAAAUGAUCAAAUAGACAAACAAAAUAUUGAUGCGGAUGUUGUACCCGAGACGCAGAGUGAAAUAAAAUCAGUUAAUUCGGAACCGGAGAAGACUAAUGGGCUUGAAACGAAAGAAACUGAAAAAAUUCAUGAAUCUGUCGCAAAUGGUAAGGAAACAAAAGAAUCUCAAAACAAUAGCUGUAAUGGAAAAAAUGAGAGCACCCCUCUCAGUGCAGAGCAACCGAUUGAAAAAAAACAGGAACUAAUUGUCUGUGAAAGUAUUACAAGUAAUAGUAAUGUGCACAAUACAGACCAAAAUAAAGAUUCUGGUGAAGAAACUACUGAUGUUAACAAUGAAACAUCAACAAAACCAGUAACUGGUGAUGAAUUAACAUCUGCUGAUAAUAUUGUAGCAGUAACUAAUAAUGAUGAAGCAGCAACUGAUGAAGUUGAAGCGGCAACAGAUAAAAUUGAAGCAGAAACUAAUAAUGUUGAAAUGUUAACAGAUGAUGUUGAGGCAGCAUCUAAUGAGAUUAAAGCAGACACUGAUGAAGUUGAAGCAGCAACUGAAAAUGUUGAAGCGUUAACUAAGAAGAUUGAAGCAACAACUGAUAAUAUUGUAAUGGUAACUGAUGAUGCUGAAGCAGCGACUGAUGCAUUAGACAGUAGUGAAAUUGUAACUGACACAGUCGAUUUAAAUAAAUCAGUACCUGAAUCUGCAACAGUUAAAGUAGUAGAAACGGAAGUAGCAGUACCUAGUCCUAAAGAUGAUGUUGAAGUCAUUGAAGAACCAGUGAAAAUAGAUAAGGAUUUGCCUGACGUUAUGUUGUCUAAAGAAUCAGGAAAUACGAAAAAUAAUAAAAAACUGGAUUUGCCAGGAAAUAACAAGAAAGAUGAAGACAGCACAAUGAUGGUGGACAUAACUGACACUGAAUCUGGUACAGUUGUAUUAAGCAAUGAAGCUCCAAUUGAGGUAAAAGAUGACAUGGAUGUAGAAGUUAUUGAAGAUACAAAAAAUUGUGAACAAAGUUCUGAAAAACAAAGUAAAGAUACACCUAGUACGCCUAACAAUAUUGUAGAACAACCCGUUGUAUGUAAGUUAUCAAAUACACUAGAUAUUUUGUCUGAUGAUGACGAUGAGGAACCUCCAAAAAAAGAACCUGCUAAGGUAGAAGAAAAUAUUGAAAAACAAUGCAUUAAUAUAGAGGAUGAUGAUGAUAUUAUGCUCAUUGAUGAAGACUCAAGUAAGACUGAAACACCUCCAACUGUAAAUAAUAGUAUUAAGGAGAAUGACUCUGACAAAGCUGAUGGUAAAACUGAUUCCGAAACUGGUGAAAAACCUCUUGAAGAAAGUGACUUAUUUGCAAAAAGUGAAUCACAAGGUUCAAAACCUGCGGAAGAAGCAAAUAAUAUAAGUGAAAAGCAACAAGAAGAAAAACUGCAGACAAUCGAACCAGCGCUACCCCUCAUACCGGAUAAUUUUCUAAAAUCAGCCAAAAAGAAUAUUGCUGACAUGACAAGGGAAGAUUUGGAAGAAUUCUGUAUAUUGAAAAUAGUAGAAAGUAUUGUGGAUAGAAGCAGUUUGAGUGAUAUUAAACAAAAACUAAAAUCUGUUGCCCAAGGUGUUGAAGAGUACAGGAAAAAAGUCAGUAUGCUCACAAAGCAAAAUCUAGAUCUUCAAGUGGUUUUAAAAUCUAUUCAGGAGGAACAAAAAAAGGUGAAACCAGACACUCCUAUUACUCCUCUCAAAAUAACUCGGUCCGUGGGCAUGCAAGUGUUUAUGGAAAAGACUGCACAGAGACGGAAAAAUAUUACACAAACCCAACAGACUCAAAACCCCAAUAAUACCACACAAGUCAUGAGCCGCCAAGGAAAGGUAGUGACACCAGCAAACACAAAUAGCCCUCGACCCCAGAAACCGCAGCCCAAUAACCAGAAUAUACCUGUACCUAGGCUAGUGCCAGCCAACAGCCCGGCUAUAAAAUCUCCAAGUUCUAUACCUCUAGUCAGUCAAACAACUCCAGGGAAAACUAGCAGUCCCAUGCCAAAUGGAGUGAAGAAUCCCUCACCCCUAAAAGCUGGUGAAAAAAGACAACACAGCAGAGUAACAUCUGUGACAGUGGAUUUAACUGAUGAUGAGCCACCAGCAAAAGUGAACAAUCGCACAUCACCAGCACCUCCAGUUAGAGUAGUUCCAUCUCAGAAUCUAAUGGCUGCUCCAAGACAAUCAAUUCCAGUAGGUGUUAAUAAUAGUCCAAGAAAAGUUUACAUACCUAUUAGUGGUCAGCAGAAUCAGAAUAUCAGACCUGGACAGACUAUUAUGUUAAAAGCUGUUGGAUCACCAGGUUUAAGGCCUAAGGGACCGACUUCUCAAGUUGCAAGAGUACAAAGUAGUUCGAUUAGAAUGACCAGCAAUGUGAGGCCACAAUCGUCAGGAAGACAUCCAGCUCCUCUACCCGACGCAAUGAAGCAAUACCAGCCACCAAACUGGAAAGCAUUACCACCAGCACCAGAAAUCAAAUUGUCUAAAGUGGAGAAUGGAAUAGUCAUAUCCUGGAAAAUUGAGAGUUACCAAGAAGACUGUCAUGAGGAGAUAGCAAGCUAUCAAUUGUAUGCAUACCAAGAAACAUCUUGUCCCCCAAGUACAACAUUAUGGAAAAAGAUUGGAGAUGUCAAAGCAUUGCCUUUACCUAUGGCAUGUACUUUGACACAGUUCAUGGCUGGAUUCAAGUACUACUUUGCUGUAAGAGCAGUAGAUAUCAGGUCCCGACUGGGCCCAUUCAGUUUACCCGGGAGCAUACUCCUACUGAAUAAAUUGUAAGACUGAUGUUGUGAAUGGACCAUGCUAAAUCCUGCAAUGUCAUACAUUGUAGAGUGCUUACAUGCGAGUGUAAUUGAUAGUGUUGUGUUUGUUUUAGUUAAUUAUUUAUUAUUAUAAUUUGUGGCAAUUGUUUAAAACUUUUUGAAGAGAACUUUUUCCGUGAACUGCUCCCCACUAGUGCUAUUCUUGUUAUGAUUUCGGAGCACUAUGGGACCGCGAUUCGGCUGGUAUACAUGGUAAAAUUUACAUGACAGGCAGAAAGCAGGUGGGAACUGACCACCUUUAUUUAUCUGUGAUGUAACACUUAUGUUAUGAUUUUCCCUAUUUUCCCUUAUCUAAUGAAACAAUUGAGUCAACACUAAAUGAGCCUGUUAUAAAUGUUUUUCUUUUAAUGGUUAGUGUAAUAGAAAUCUCGAUGAUGACUGAUUGAUUGAUCUUUUGAACAAUUAAAAAAAGUAGAAUGUAGCAUGUGUAAAGCUAACAGUAUUAUUCACUCAAUACCCAACUGUUGUUGUUUGUAAAGUGGCAGGUAUCUGUCAGUUGUCAUAACCAUGUAAACAGUCCUAAAUUCUUGUAAUGGUAACAUUAACAGAUACCCGCCACUAUAAAGUAAUAAUUGACAAAUCGAAUGUUAAGGUAGAUGAAUGAAUGAAGAGUUACCCUCAACUGGUUUAGUUGGAAAAUAUGAUUUUGAACACACUUGAAUUUGAACCGUUGAACGGAACGUUCAUAUUUUUAUUGUGAAAAUUAUAUCGAAGAAUAUCAAAAUAAUCAUCGUUUUAUUUCUGAGUUGAGAUUGAGUUCUUACACAUGGAAGUUGAUAAAAUUGUAAAGGCGUAACCUAAAUUUGUCAGUACUAUCUACAGGUAUAUUCCGAAGUAUAUUUUAAAUUGUAAUUCGUAAUCUAGGUACAUUACUGCCUGUGUAGAAUGUGGAUAUUUCGGAUUCCUACUUGUGAUUACAGAUUUAAAAUCUACUUGUGUUUUUAUUAUUCCCUUGCUAUGAACUAAUCGUUAACAUUCCUCUUAGUCAUUGACCUUUUUACCACAAAAAAUAUUAAACAACUGGAAUU